Molecule: messenger RNA, 516 nt
Organism: Cryptomeria japonica (Japanese cedar)
Lineage: Eukaryota; Viridiplantae; Streptophyta; Pinopsida; Cupressales; Cupressaceae
Product: disease resistance protein L6-like
Exons: 1
Coding region: 1-516 (171 amino acids)
Biological process (GO): signal transduction
Source: RefSeq, a predicted model, not a curated record
AUGGAGAUUUACACUCCGUAUCAACCUCCCACCAUCAAAAUCCCCUUCGAUGUCACUAAGAAGUUUCAUGUGUUUCUCAGCUUUUGUGGAAAAGAUGUGAGAAAAACAUUUGUCGAUCACCUCUACGAAUCUCUCUGUGUAGCAGGGCUUCGGGUUUUCCUGGACAGUGAAGACUUUAAGAAGGGCAAAGACAUCGAUUCCACCUUGAAAAUGCCCAUUGAAACAAGUCAUAUUGUCAUACCCAUAUUUUCCACACUCUAUGCAGAGUCGCCUUGGUGUCUGGAGGAGGCGGCGCGGAUGAUUAGAUCCAAUGGCUUCAUUAUUCCCCUGUUUUAUGAUGUGGAGCCCUCUGAUGUUCGCUACCCUCAAAGAAAUGGAGGUCUGUUCGCCCGGGCAUUCCAAAAUCAUUACACCCAUUUAGAUCGCCAGGAUGAAAAGACAAUUGAGGAAUGGAAGAAGGCUCUUCAUCAAAUCUCUUUUUGUUCUGGCUGGACAAGGGAAGCAGAAUUCGGGUAA